Molecule: messenger RNA, 4167 nt
Organism: Cladocopium goreaui
Lineage: Eukaryota; Dinophyceae; Suessiales; Symbiodiniaceae
Source: the annotation of a GenBank genome assembly
AUGGCACACUAUCAAUCAUCAACUCCGAAGAGACACUAUGCAUAUUCCAAUUCCCACUACAUUCAUCGUCUUGACAAAGGAGUGCUUCAGGGAUGGAAAAAAAACAAGGACCAAAAGGUUGUGACUGCAGUGCGUUACACAGAUGCUAGUGGCAAGAAACGGUAUAAAGGCACAAAACAACUACGCUCAACGGAGAUCUACCCGGUGCCUUUCGCCCGGGUGUUUGCAGACAUGCUGGAAGAUUUGAAAAGAACUUCCAAAGGGCAGCCUCAGCUUCCCAAUCCAGUGCCGUCAGCACUAAGUUCUUUUGAGGAAUUGAAAUGUGCUGACACCAGCGUUUGGAGACAUGCCCACUUAGCCCCGGUGUUCAACUACUUGAGGCGUAACAAGAAGUUACGUAUCCCAGUAGAAUGGCAGGCAUUUGUGCCGACCCAUAUGCAUGAGGAUGUCGAGUACAAACUUGAGCACCUGGAGAUGGAAUAUGGGGACAAAGAAGCUUCUGCAGAGGAGAUUGCUACUUCUCUUGCCAAGGAGGGCAUUCCAGAGCCGGCUGCUCCGGUUGCCCAGCCGCCAGUUGCUACACCAGCUAGAACGGAAGUGAAAUGUCCUAUGGUUGGAGCAGUUACAGUUGGGACUCCUUCUGAACCUGCUGCUACUCCCCCGCCCACAGAGGUGGUCGUCCCCACUGCAUCACCAAGUGAUGUGGAGAUUCAGGCCAAGUCUCCACAACCAGGUGAUGCCAGCCCCACACCAACCGAUCCUGAGAUUGCUGGCGCUGAGAAGGAACCUGAUGAUCUUCAAGACAAGCUCACCCGGAAGGCCAGUGAAGUCUUUCCAUCAACAAGCAAUCAGUAUAGUAGAAAAAAAGAAACUACAACUGGCAUCUUUUGUCAUGAUGUUUACUAUCGAUAUAUCAUGCAGUACAAUGUUUGCACUAUCUUCAUGAAUUUAGUUGUGGUGCCCUGGCAGAUGCGACUUCGAAAUGCUGCCAAAGCUAAGUUGAAUCGAUGGGUCAAACCAAAGACCCGAAGACUGGACCGAAAUGCGCCCGAGAUUCUCAGAACUGAGUGGGCCAAGGGAAGUCGCAAUGCCAUAGCAGAUCUCCUGUGCAAGAACAACUUUCAGGAGGACACUUUCCUGAACGAGCUCAGGGUUUUGGUCUCCAAAAAACAGCUGGUGGAAGUAACAAAGGAGGAGGGCUGGUACAGCCAAGAGGAAAUGCGUGAAGAUUUGAAGUGGUCCAAGUUCUGCCCUCAGCCUGGUGAAGAUUUAGAAGUUGUACUAUUGUCGCUGUUCAAAUUCUACUGCCACAAAAGGCAAAGGAUCGAAGGAGCAGUUGCUCGCUGCAAGAGCCUGGGCGAAGGCUUCUACAGGCACAACAUUUACGACGGCGUUGAAGAGUUUUGGAUCACCGUGAAGGAGACUGGGAAGAGACAAGAGUCUCACAGCUAUGAAGAACUGCAAGAAAAGCGAACCCAGGCAACAGUUGACCCCAAGUUCGAGCUGGGAGAGAAAUUCAAGAGCAUCGAGGCCAGUUCCAGCCGGGAGACUGCUGAGAAGGACAAAGCGGCCCACCUUGGCGUCAACGCUGAGAGCAAGUUUGGGCAGGACCGGUCUGUUGAGACUUUGAAGAAGGAAGUCUCGGUCUUGGACACCGAGUUUGAUUCAUGCCAAGAAGUUUGGAGCAGAGGAGAAGCCAAUGGAUUCUUCACUGAGCAGUUCUACAAGGAAGCUGAGGGAAAAAUGAAGACUGCGACACUGGCGUGUGGUGCCCCAGGGUGCUCGAAAGCAGUGGCUGCAGAAGUGAAAACGAGGAGCUUAAAGAAGUUCUUCGAAAAGACUGCUGUGGACACACCCGAUGGUGACAAGCCUAAGAAGGAAAAGAAGAACAAGGACAAGAAGAAGGACAAGGACAACAAGGAGAAGCGCAAACCCCGAGACACUGAUGCUGCCGCUGAUUUGCUGAAAGGAUUGGAGACGGUGUCCGGUGCUCGAAAACUCUGGCCGGCACUGGUUGCAGUCAUGCUCAUUGAAUGUACGGGAUUGAAGCCAUCUACGCCCAAAGUUGGUUUUGGUGGCUUUUGCGAUGCCUUAGAGUUUCUGCAUUACAAGGUGCCACCUUCUGGUGCUACUGCAGGUAAAGUUCUCCAACAUGCAAAGUCUGUGAUAUCAGGGCUGAUCCAACGAGAGCAACCGAUGGUUUUCAAAAUCGGCUAUACACAUGAUGCCAUGUGGCGAUGGUCAAACAAGACUUAUGGCUACCAGCAUGAUACUUUCCACAAGUGGUCGAACAUGUUAAUCCUCUACGAGUCCACAGAACCUUUUGGACCUGCCAUGCUAGAGGCUUCCCUUAUCGAGAUCUUCCGAAGUACAGUGUCAAGCUUGAGUAAGCCAGGUUGCAAGAACAUCAGAGCUGGAGGCGACAGCGCCUCAUGUACCUCGUGCAUUUCAGCGGCCCGUGACUUUGUGGCUGAUGUUGGUGAACAAGUUGCACAAAAAUCGGGAGGACUUGUAGAAAUUGCACACUGUAAUGAACAACAACCAGAGCGGGAUGUUCAGCAAGUCCUAGCAAAGAAGUUCGACCUGACUUUGAAGAUAGAGAAGUCUGAGCUUGAUGGGCACCCCCAUGUUCCUAUGCUUACAAUGAAAGCUUGGUUUCAGUUCUUUGCGGCCAACUCUUGCAUGCACAUCCUACAUGGUUUGCAGAGACCACAUGUGGCUAGAGAGGAAUCAAUCCUCAAGGCCUUCUGGGGCCGGUUUGAAUCAGUCCACCCACAACAUCAAGUUUUUCAAGCAGCAAGGUCAGGAACUUUGUCUUUGUCCCGAGCAGUGCCACUAGUUAUACACGGAGAUGAGGGUCGGGGCAGACGGCAUGCGGCACACUUUGUGCUGUCAUUCCACAGUUUGUUGGGCUUUGGAUUUGGCAAAGAUAGAAAGAAUGUACAAAAAAAGACAUGGGCAAAGAUGGAAUGCAAUUUCCUUGGUCACACAUUUUCAACCAGGUUCCUCAUUUGCACCCUACGAAAACGAGACUACGCAGAUUUACAGUCUGGGACAUGGAAAACCCUCAUGGAAACAGUGGCACAGGAUGCCCGCUACAUGUGGGAAACUGGUGUUCAAAGUGGUUGCAACCCUCGGUACUGGGGAAUCGUUGUUGGGAUAAUUGGUGACUGGCCAUUCCUUCACAAGUGUGCGGGAUUUGAAAGAUCAUUCAACAACAUUCAGAAAAAGGUUCGGGUUCGCAAGGCACCAGUGGGCAUCUGCCACUUAUGCCAAGCUGGUCAGGUUGAUUGCCCUUUCGAACAAAUCGAAACACGCAGGCCAAUUUGGGCUUCUACGGAAUUUGUCCAAGAUCCUUUUGCUCAACCAUCACCUUUCACUACACAACUUUUGUGUGUGCCAGGGGAGGAGGCAGGCUUGUUUCAGUUCGAUUGGUUUCACACAAUGAGCUUGGGGGUUCUCAAGCACUACCUCGGUUCAGUGAUUGCAUUGAUGUCGGACCAAGAGCAACAGGGUUCAAUCGAUGAACGUUUCGCAUCUCUCAGUGAAAAGUACAGGAGGUGGUGCCAUCAAAAUUCUGAAAGAGCAUUUGUGAUGCGUUUGACGAAGGAAAGCAUCAAUUGGGAAAACAGGAGUACGUAUCCUACAGGAUCAUUGCACCGAGGUGCCUUGAGCACUGUCCUCAUGAAGUGGGUAGCAUCACGUUUUGCCAGUGAAACAUUUCCAAACGAACCACUACUUUCUCUGGCUGCUGACGCUUGUGCUGCAAUUCAAAGAUGCACAAGGAUCAUCUACCGUUCAGGUUUGUGGCUGGAGGCUGGUCAGUGUAGACUAGUGGCGGAGUUGGGUUUCCAAUUCCUGCGGCGUUAUUCCCAAAUGGCCACAAUGGCCAAAAAUGACCAAAGAUGUUUCUUUAUUUACCAGCCAAAGAUUCACAGUUUACAUCACUUUUGUAUGACCUUGUGGAAGGCGCACCAGCGCAACACGUGGGCUGUUAAUCCUUUGGGGUUUUCAUGCCAACAAAGUGAAGACUUCAUUGGAAGACCGAGCCGCUUGGCUCGCCGUGUCACCCCGCAGACACCCGUGCUGCGUAGAAUAAUGGAACGAUAUCUUUUAAGAGCAUAUCGAGAGUUUGUCAGAUCUAGGUAUUUGGUACGUCCUGGGUGA